CAAGUGCUAAGAUGAUAGAGGUAAUAAAUACUACACCUUACACCUGGUACUGUUCCUCAACGGAAAAUGAGCUUGGUCAGAUAUUAAAAGGACAUUCGACUUUAGAGUUUACGGUGGAGCAACCCAGGAUCUAUUUGCGAUAUAAGGGUCAUUCCAGUUGGAACCUCAGAAGUUUACCCAGUUUCAAUGUUGAUAAAGAAUUCACUAUCAGAGAGAGUGACGACCGCCAGCACUUCCAGCUGGUAACUGACUAUAUUGUCAUUAAUGAUAGCUGCCCCAACUUUGGCCGAAUUGAAGAGGAAAAAAAAGAAAAGGAGAGACGACAACAAAGAGAGAAGCAAGAGAAGGAAGCACGCGAACAGGAAAGAAAGGAGAAAGAAAGACGAGUGCGAUUACAGCAGGAACGAAUAGAGCAGGAAAGACGAGUGCGAUUACAGCAGGAACGAAUAGAGCAGGAAAGACGAGUGCGAUUACAGCAGGAACGAAUAGAGCAGGAAAGACUAGAGCAGGAAAGAUGGGAACGAGAAAGACGAGAACAACAAGAAUUGGAAAGACUAGAGCAGCAAGAAGAAGAGAAAAGACGGUUGAUGGAAUUGGAGCGACUACAUAAGAUCCAAGAGCAGAUUGAGGAGGAGAACAAGACCUCCAAAAGAAACCUCCGCAGGGCCCAGGAGAGACUUCAAGAGGAACAGAUCCUCAAAUCUCAGGAUCAGGAACAGGAGCACACUCAGGUUAUCCACCAGCUCUUGGAAGAACAUGCAACUCCUGUCGACCACAAUGAGCUCCAUGACAUCAGUGAAAGAUUUGAAGAACUUGUAUCCGAGUACCAAAUCACAGAGAGUGGAAAAGUCUUUGAAAAUCUGGAAGACAGGAUGAAGACUCUUCAAAAUGUGCUGAUAUUAAAUCAUCUCAACACACAUCAAAUACCCAUCAGCUCACUGUGGACUUUGGACCAGGCAACCGGAUAUGUGGACCUGUCUCUCACAGAGAAGUUUAACAUCUUGGAAGCAGUAAUGAUGGUCACUCUUAAUGAGGACACUGAAUUUGAGGAUGCACUUAAACAGGACCAAAAGAUUGAAUUCCUCUUCAACUUGCAAGAUCAGCUUUAUGACACUAAUCCAACACUAGCCAGAAAGGUUUUAGUCAAUGUCCUUGAUCUAACUUCACAGCAGACUCAAGCAGCAAAAGACUUUCUGAGUCUGAUACUUUUCAAUAACAUCUGGACACCAAAAGAAAUACAAAUUUUCACAAAGAAAGCCUUGACCACGAGUCAAGAGGUAGUCGAACAGAUCCUCCAAAAAGCGUGCACCUACAGAGUCAACUGCAUUCUGACUCUCUCGUCAUUAAAUUACACAGAUCCAGCAAAGUACAUGAAACACAUAAUACUGAAUGAGAUGGACAAAGACAUAGACGCCAUCCUGAGUGAAAUGCGAGAAAAAAACUAUCCAGAGCAGACUCUGUCCAUACUGGAAGACAUUCUGAAAUAUGUGGAAGAAAGUUUGGCCAAAGAUAAAGAUCUGGUCAUCAAUAAAAGGAUGAUUGAAGAUGGAAGAAAAAUGAUACAGUCACUGGAUCUGUCCAAUCCUGAUUCUGAUACUCUAAAAAGAGUCCUGUUUGUGUUGUGUUUGGCUGUCAAAAAAUGCACAGCAUUCCUCACUGAAAAGGGUGAAAAGGUUCAAGGCUACUUCCCCAGACUGACUCAGCUGACCUCGCUGAUGUUACUGAUGCUGCCACAGUUUCAAUCAAAGGGAGGGUGUCUUUUAGAAAUUGGGACUGGAGAAGGAAAAUCCUGUAUUUUAGCCAUGUUUGCCACUGUCCAAGCACUGCAGGGGACAGCGGUGGACAUUGUAACAAGUUCUCCUUUGCUUGCAAUUCGUGAUCAGGAAGAGUGGGGGAAGUUAUAUGAUAUGUUUGGAGUGACUUCCUCCACUGUGCCUCCACAAUUUGAAGGCAAGAGAUCUUCAGAUAAUCAUGAAGAGUUGCUGAAAUGUGCAUACUCAAUGAGAGUGGUUUAUGGUACUGUUGGCACCUUCGCAGCAGAUAUUCUAAGGCAAGAGUUUGAGAAGACAACCACUCGAGGGCAGAGGAAGUGUGAAUGUGUGAUAGUGGAUGAAGUAGACUACAUGACACUGGACAGUGGAGUUCAAGUGACAUUCCUUUCUCACCAAGCUAGUGGACUCAGGCAUUUAGAACAGGUCCUGGCAGCUCUCUGGGCCAUGGUGUCAAACUGCCGGCAAAUCGAGAUCUUUGAAACUGGAGAGAUCUGGUGGACAACCAGGAUUCAGCACUUUCACAAAGCUGUUAAACAAUCAGUGACUGGAUCAAUGUCAGAAGAUGACAUUCUGUUGCAGGUUGCCAAGCAAAGGUCUUGUUCACAAGACGAACUUGUUCAGUUAGAAAAAGCAAUCAGAAGACCACAAACAGAAGAUGAAAGCUCUGAGGAUGAAAGCUGUAAUAUCAUUGAAAGUAUUAUGGCCAAGACUGGUCCUGAAGAGCAGUUUCGUCUGCUUGAAGAGCUUGUGGCAGAGACAGGCUACAAUGUGGUUGUUGACUGUUACUCACUCAUCGACAACAAAGCCAAACUGUUGAAAGAAAGUUCUGACACAAACUCUGAUGUCAGCAUGCUUCUGCUGCCACAUGGACGAUCCUGUGAGAUCAUGUCUGAGAAUUCACUGAUUGAAACAACUCUCGGAAACAUAAAGCCUAAGAUAAAAUACUCAGAUGAGUGCUCCCUAAACUCACUGGAGAAAUCCGAAGGCUUCAUUGUAAUUCCAUCUGUUUUGAAAGAGUAUGUUGAGAAUCAGUUGCCAGUUUUUGCAGAAAAUGCUCUAAGAGCCAUCAAAAUGACUCUAGGAAGAGAGUACAUGAUUGACAAAGCAAUUGAAGCUGACAAUGUUCAGAGUCCCCACCAUGAUGCCAUAAUUCCUUUGGACUUUCAAGCCAGUGGAGUUCUGGAAAAAAACAAGCGCUGGGGUGAUGGCCUGCAGCAGUUCUUAGAGAUGAAACACCAGCUGGCAAUUUCCCAACUGUCCAAUGUCACCAAUUUCAUGUCAAAUGUUCACUUCUUCAAAAGGUACCUCAAAGAAAAGGGCAUCUAUGGUGUCUCUGGGACUCUUGGGGGCACGGCUGAGAAAGAAUUUCUUAACCGACAAUAUAAAACAGAAAGCCACAUCAUUCCAGCACAUCGUCACAAAAAGUUGCUGGAGCUGCCGGCAGUUCAAGUGAGUGGAGGAAACACCAUGUGGGUCCUUGCAAUCUAUGAAUCUGCCUGGAGAGCCGCAAGCAGAGGACAAGUGGUAUUAAUUAUUUGUGAGGAUGUGAAGACUGCAAAUGAGCUGCAAACUGAAAUGCAUGAUAAAGGAAUAAAGCCUGAGCAGAUCACCAUGUACACAAUCAGCGAAAAACAUAACAUAGAGAAGAAGAACUUCAGCCCGGGAAACAUCAUUAUUGCCACAAAUCUCGGUGGACGGGGAACUGACAUACACGUUCGGCAGGAGGUCAAUGAGUGUGGGGGACUCUUUGUUCUUCUCACAUACUUCCCUGCAAGUCAGCGAGUGGAGAAACAGAUCUUUGGCCGCACUGCCCGAAAGGGAAACCCGGGAAUGGUCCAGAUGAUUCUCAACCAAGACUUUCUUGAACCAGCUUACCGAGGCCAAUCGGUGGAGACUAUGAGACUGAUCAGGGAAGAGCAUGAGAUCAAGCGCUUGGAAAGCAUGGAGCGGCAUGAACUGUUAGAAAUUGAAAUAAAAGAAGACCUGUUCUCUAGGUUUUGUGAGUUUCUCUGUGACUUUGACAAAAAUUAUUCUGCAGAAGAGAGGAGUGACUUCACACAAAAGAGUCUAAAAGACGUCCCUGCAUGUUUUAAGAUCUAUAAAAAGAAAUGUGACUAUAAGGUUGCACUCAGUGCUUUGAAGGAAUCCUGGGCAUUAUGGCUCAUUCUCCAUGAAGAUGACAUCAGCAGGCUUGACUACAACAACACACUGAGAGAAGACCUCACCAGAGACUUACAGAACACUGCUAAGCACCUCCUGCAGGGAACAAGUAACAACUUUUAUGACUACAUGAAAAUUGCCAAAGGCAGAACCAUCCUGCAUCGCCUCGACAAGAAGAAAAGUGACUGUGGAGCUUUGUCAUACUGGCAGAGUGCUGCAGAGAGGGACCCUUUCUACAGUGCUGUGGCAUUUUAUAACCAAGCUUACAUCACAAUCAACCUGCAAAAGAGCAACUACCUCUCAGAAGCAAAACAGUUUCUGAAGAAGGCAAGCACAGGAGUGGACGUGUACUUAUCAGAAACAGCAAACACUAUGGCUUUUUGCAAUCUGUCAGUGACAAAAGAUUUUGUGUCUCACCACAAAGACUGCAACCUCCAGAGUCAAAUGAAUGCCCGCAUGAACGCUUUUAGAACUUGGAAAUCCCACAUGGAAAAUGCUCUGAAAAUUCUGGAGGAGCUGGAAAGAAGCAAAGGUCAGGCAAUAGUGGAGGAGUCGAGUGUCUACAGUCUGACCAAAAACAAAGAUUUCAUCAGCACUCAAGAGUUGAUGGUCCUUGAUGAGUUCGGCCUCUGCAUUGUGUUUGAUGUGAAGAAGAAACCAGAGUUCUCCUUUGAUGCUUUUAUUUGCUUCUGUCUCGGUGUGCUCCAGGUGGCAGCAGGUGUUCUGGUUUUAACUCUGUCACAAGGGGCGGCUAGUCAGUUUGGAUUUGGGCUGAUCAGUGAGGGGGUGUCAGACAUGAUUCAAGGGAUCAAAGGCAUGAUCCAAGGAAGCUUUGACUGGGCAGAGUGGGCAGUUUCCAAGGCCAUCAGUAUUGGAGUGUCCCUGGUGUUUGGGGGUAUUGGGCGACUUAAGAAUGCUGCUUGUGCCAUGCGCAGCGGGGCUAAAGGUCUUGUUUCUGGAGCCAAACAUGCCUCUAGAUUCACAGUGAAACAGUGUUUUAAACAAGCAACAAAAUACACUGCCCAGGAGCUGGUCAAGCAAGGCAGCAUCAAUGUUCUGAGCUAUGUUGCUGACGCAGCACUUACAGCUUUAUUCAAAAAGAUCCUUAAAAAGGCUUUUAUGAAUAAGACCAUUUCUCUAGUGAGAGCCAAUGUUCACCUGAAUAAUGCUCUCACUAGCUUCGUCUGCUCUGCAGUCCCAAAGACUGCCAUGGACCACGAGCUCAGUGACUUCACAAUAGAAAGAGAAUGUGAGGAACAAAUACGCCAGUCAGUGGAUGUAUUGACGAGAAGCAUAAUUCCUGACCUCAUGAUGGACUGUACCAGGAUUACUAAGGUUCUCAAUACCCUUUCAGAGGUCUGUGGUUCUGUAAGACAUCACAUGGAGAACCAAAAGAAAGUUAAAAACGUGAUGGUGAUUUUGAACACAGCUCAAUAUAUAACAAUGUUUGUAGAAAUGCUCAGCUCCUUUCCCACUGAGGAUGUCAUCAACACCAAAUUUGUGCCUCAGUUCCUACACAGUAUGAAGGAUCUACCACAUAAUGACUAUGAUCAGGAUGAAUGGGACCAUUUAUCAGAUGUGAGGCGCCUCAAAGAUGAACUCAUCAGCCUCAUCGCACUAAGUGUUUCUGAUGCCUUGGUUGAGGCCUGUAGCAGACACAUGACCUCCCUGGUGACCAAAAGCUGUAUGACUGCAGUAAACCGUGGAGCUGGUUCUGCUGUUAGCAAUUUAUUUGGCAGGACCGACACCCAGAGUUUCUUUGACUCACAACAGCACAAAUAUCAGCUGAACAAAACCAUCCAGCACCCUUCAACACUUCAGACUGACAAAAAGACCUGUGAUCAUUAUGCAGAGGAAGUCGGUAAUGUUAACCGCCCCGCUACAGCUCUGGACAUCCAUGUGCUCACUGAGAGUGACGAUCUGCAAGGCAAAGGCAUCAGAGUGAUUGUGGUGGACAAGCAUGGCAAAAAGCUUUCAGAAGAUUAUUAUCCAGGAAAGAACAGCUCUGCUGGAGACAUCAAGCUUCGACUGAAAAAGAUGCCUGAAAAUCAACAUCAGAAUGAGGGAUUUGCCUCAAAGGUGAAGAAAAGGAUCUGUGGCGAGCAGAGCCUCUACAGUGGACAUUUUGAAGUUCUGGGUCCACAUGAUUCUGUGAUACCGAACCAUUCAGAGAACCAGGAGUGCCUGUAUCAUGCUGUUGCCCAGGCCAUCCGACCAGACUGCAAAGACCUCCGACAGGAGGGGCUGAACCUUCGAGGCAAAGUCCAGGCCACUCUUCAGCAGAACCCAUCCAGAUACACGGCUGCUGUGAAGCUGCAGAAAGGCUAUGAAGAGACAUCUGCACUGUCCUCAAAAUAUGCCAUUGUGGGAGGAGGACGUAAGGAGCAGGAGGAGGCCAAACGACAGCUAAAGGACAUGCUCAACACAAGAGACGUGAAGAAUUUAACUGAGGAGGACAUCAACCUCAUCAAAACGAACAACCUCGGUCUGGUCGGGAGGUUCCACGACAUCAAAGGUGUCCGGAAGACCAAAGGCUCCACCUCCUCCGCUGACAAAGAAUUGACGAAACCCAAAAACCAAGAGCUGAAGGAGAAGCCGCAAAAGGACCAGGGGCUGUGCAGAGAAGUUCUCACCCAGGACCAUCUGCAGGUCCUGACCACCGGAAACAGCAAAAAGGCUCAGAGAGACAGGAUCAAAGGUGUCGGGAAGACCAAAGGCUCCACCUCCUCCGCUGACAAAGAAUUGACGAAACCCAAAAACCAAAAGCUGAAGAACAGCAGUUCUCUUGUGAACGCAGAUCACAUCCCCCCCAUCAACACCUUCAAAACAGCUCACAAAGAAUUGAUGAAACCCGAAAACCGAGAGCUGAAGGAGAAGCUGCAAAAGUACCACCCAAGACUUUAUGAGAUGAUAGAUGUAAAGGGGAACCGGGGGCUGUGCAGAGAAGUUCUCACCCAGGACCACCUGCAGAUCCUGACCACCGGAAACAGCAAAGAGGCUCAGAGAGUCAGGAAGAAGCUUGCUGACGUUCUUCUUGAAGGGGAUGAAGUCAAACUGUUGAAGAUGUCACUGAUCGUAUCCAAUCCUGAGAUGUCAGAGAACCUGAGGAGGGAUGCAGAAAUCCAGACCGCUGUAUGCAGAAAGAACGAUUUGUCCAGGGAAGCCACCAGAACAUACCACGACAUUGGAGGACAGCUGUUAGUGCAGGGAUACCAGAAGAUGGGGCUGUUUGGGGAGAAGGAGGGGGAAAUACUCCAGCAGUGGCAGAAAGAUCACCUCUACUCCAGGACGUCACCGGAAUAUAAAGAACUUCUGGAAGCACUAAAACCGAUAACGUUUGAUCAAAACCACCGAGCUACUUAGUGAUUUAACAACUAACUAACAGCUACUUAGUAAGCAGCAUAUCACUAUACAAACUGGACUAACCCAAAGCUUUGUGUGUGUGUGUGUGUGUGUGCACUUUCACACUUUAAUGCCGUAUGUCAUUGACAUUGACUGUACAUGAGAACUGGACUGAGUGACCCCCCCAAACAGGAGGUACCCACUGGUUCCAAGAAGCCAAAAUCCCAUAGACUUCAAUAAAUAAAUAAACAACUAUUUC
Oryzias melastigma (Indian medaka) is the source of this 7533-nucleotide messenger RNA. RefSeq lists its product as uncharacterized. The coding region runs from base 12 to 7295 and encodes 2427 amino acids. The transcript has 10 exons. Gene Ontology annotation, biological process: protein import; protein targeting. Gene Ontology annotation, cellular component: membrane. Gene Ontology annotation, molecular function: ABC-type protein transporter activity; ATP binding. The record is from RefSeq and is a predicted model, not a curated record. Lineage: Eukaryota; Metazoa; Chordata; Actinopteri; Beloniformes; Adrianichthyidae.